UUUUUUUUGACAAUAAACCUGGCUCACAGCUCCUUAUCUUUUAAACUAUGGUCCGCCAUAUUUUCCGCCAUUUUUGGGGAAAUAUUUAGCAGGGGUUUUGCGGUCACUCUAAAGACAAUGUUCGGUCUCCAUGUGUCCUGCAAAAGCUUCUUUUACUCUUCAUCCUCUCUCUCUCUCUCUACAAAAUCCUCUAAAAUUUUAACCCAACGUGUUACUUUUCCCAGGAUCGUAGCAUUUUCAAGCAACGAUAUCAAGGUUGGUUCAAACAUUGAAGUGGACGGAGCUCCAUGGAGGGUUUUGGAGUUUUUACAUGUGAAGCCUGGAAAAGGUGCAGCUUUCGUGAGGACGAAAAUGCGAAACUAUGUGAAUGGCAAUGUUGUUGAGAAAACAUUUCGUGCUGGAAGUACUCUGGCUGAGGCAGACAUUAUGAAGGAAACCAAGCAAUAUACAUACAAGGAUGGUUCUCAGUUUGUCUUCAUGGACUUGUCUAGUUAUGAAGAAGCUCGUCUCAAUGAGUCAGAUGUCGGCGACAAGAAAAAAUGGCUCAAAGAGGGCAUGGAUUGCAAUGUACUCCUUUGGAACGGAAAGGUUAUAGAUUUUGAACUUCCAAUCACUGUUAAGGUCACAGUUGUAGAGGCAGAUCCUGGACUAAAAGGAGACACAGCGUCAGGUGGUUCGAAGCCUGCCAAGGUGGAUACAGGAGCCACAGUGAAUGUCCCUCUCUUUGUAAACACAGGUGAUGAAAUUUUGGUGGAUACUAGAACUGGAGAAUACAUGAGCAGGGCUUAAAACAGAGCAGUCGUUGAUAAUUGAAGAUUAUUUGGAAGGUAUAUGAGAAAUAUAUAGCUGUUUCAAGAAAAUGGCUCUAUUUUUUGCCAAAUUUUGCUUGGGCUUCUAGUCUACAUGAGCAGGGCUUAAACCAGAGUUGUCUUUGUUAAUUGAAGUUUCUUUGGAAUGUAUAUGUAGCUGUUUCAAGAAUAUGGCUCUAUUUUUUUGCCAAAUUUUGCUAUAGUUGGUUCAAGAACA
Messenger RNA from Amborella trichopoda, 1026 nucleotides. Its product is annotated as elongation factor P (EF-P) family protein. NCBI's taxonomy places the organism in Eukaryota, Viridiplantae, Streptophyta, Magnoliopsida, Amborellales, Amborellaceae. Gene Ontology annotation, biological process: translational elongation; peptide biosynthetic process. Gene Ontology annotation, molecular function: translation elongation factor activity. Gene Ontology annotation, cellular component: cytoplasm. The record is from RefSeq and is a predicted model, not a curated record.